AUGAUUCAAAAUUUUAAAGUUCAUUCCGAAGAAGACUUUUUCGAUAAUGGAGAGGAAGAGGUUCUAAAUUUCUACAAGAUGAGCCGAAAAUUAAAACAAGAUACUCACAACAUUUAUGCUAGACUGCAAUCAAUUAAAGAAGAUUCUAAUUUUGUUUCCUACGUUUUUAAAAUUUAUUCACUAGUACCAAAAUUUGCAAAUUUGAGAUGUGGAUUGUGGUAUCAUCAUAGUUUUGAUUCAACUUGUUAUUUUAAAUCUACUGAUGGACACAGUUAUCAUUGGCAAUUUUCAUUGAAUAGAUUGAAUCUACAUGUUUUAAAAACUGCCCUUAAGAAGGAAUGUUUAAUGAUUGUUGACUCAACAAGAAAGGGAAAAUUAUUUCCUGAUAGUUUUUCAAAAACAAUUCCAAUAUGGUGCUGUGUUAUGAAUAAGGUAUUGAGUUAUUUAAAAUUUGGAGAAAAAAAAUCAAAUCUUAAACUUCCAACAUGGGUUCAUGAUACAGAGAAAAUUCAAAUUGAAGAAAGGUUAGAGAGCUGGGUUGAUUUUGUUUUAAAUAGUGGUCUAGAUUUGAAAGAAUUUAUUGAAAUGUAUACUAAACCUCUCCAAUGUGUUUGGAUAAGCAGAAGAACAGAAUUGGAAAAUACCUCCAAGUUUUCUCUCGAAGGGUUAGAUUUUAUUCCUAUUAUUUUAGUGAGUGCAAGUGAUCCAGAUCAUCCAAUCAAAACAACUAGUUGGGUUUAUAUUCAAGGUGCCGGAGAUGAUCAUGAUAUUGAACUCUCACGUGGAAAAUGUGUUUUCCUUAUUGAUAGUAAGAAGCACAAGAGGGGUUUGGAAGAAGUUUUAGGUGAAAUUCUAUAUUUUAUAGAACAAGAAUUGGAAAAGGAAAUGAAUGUGUAUGUACUUGGAAGGACUGGAAAGAAUGAAGAAAUUGUUGUUGGAUUGGCAGCGAUGUGCUCUCUUUUCGAUUCAGACAAUAAUUUCGAAAAAAACAAACAAAAUAGAGAUUACACAAGGCAACAUUUAUGUGAUAAACAAAUGAUAAGAAAGAAAUUAAUGUACAUACAAUCAUUUAUUAAUGAUGCAUCUCCUUCCAGGAGCAUGAUGAAAUCCCUCAACAGACAUUUACUCUCUUAA
Messenger RNA from Naegleria gruberi, 1134 nucleotides. Its product is annotated as initiator tRNA phosphoribosyl-transferase. The transcript has 6 exons. Gene Ontology annotation, biological process: charged-tRNA amino acid modification. The record is from RefSeq and is a predicted model, not a curated record. NCBI's taxonomy places the organism in Eukaryota, Heterolobosea, Eutetramitea, Acrasida, Naegleriidae. Gene Ontology annotation, cellular component: cytoplasm. Bases 1 to 1134 code for a protein of 377 amino acids. Gene Ontology annotation, molecular function: tRNA adenosine(64)-2'-O-ribosylphosphate transferase activity.